Molecule: messenger RNA, 2895 nt
Organism: Radiomyces spectabilis
Lineage: Eukaryota; Fungi; Mucoromycota; Mucoromycetes; Mucorales; Radiomycetaceae
Exons: 1
Coding region: 1-2889 (962 amino acids)
Source: RefSeq, a predicted model, not a curated record
AUGCUUACCCAUAUCUCCCGUUUGGCUGGCACUGAUAUUCAGCGAUAUGUCUCCCGUACCAUUGCUGAGCGCAUGACCCAGGCUGAACUCGAGGUUCCUUCCAUUUUUUUCCCAGCAAGCUACCUAUUGCGUGAGCCGUUUGAUACCCCCCAGUACCAUAACAGUGUUCGAGGCAUUAUGGAGGACCACCGUGACUUUUGGGAUGAUCAGUUGGUCACAAUACUAUAUUUGAAUUCCGCAUUUAUCGGGCAUACCGAGAGGCCUCUGGCUGUAAAAUACUACUUGAGAAGCUGGAGUCUGACGCAGCGAACUUUGCGUCGCAUGUUGACUGUGUGGCUUGAGGAGGAGACCGAAUUUGAGGAAGUCGAAGAUUGGCUCGCCAAAUUAUCGACCAUGUAUCCGUGGGACCGCUUCCACGUACGCUAUGUUGGCAUGACCCGCGGCGAACCUAUCCGGCGUCACAUUCAAGAUGUUGAAUCCAGAGGCGGUUUUCUUGGCAAGUUCCUGCAGACGCUGUAUACGGUGGAUCGUCAGGCAUUUGAAGGCGUCCAAAUUUACGAGUUCACUCAAGCUAGAAUGCCGCUGCUUGGCAGUACAAGUACGACACGAGACUUGCAAGAGCAAAGCAUCAUUGCUUUCUUUGGUGUCGAUAAGCUGCUGAAUAUCCAGCAUGGUGGCCAAUUCUUCUCUUACCAACCGAGCGAGGAACAGAGAAACAUCUUAAUGCAAACGCGCGGCCAAUUUUUCCAUCUUUUUGAGCAACAUGCCAACUCGGACCAACACUUGGUGGAGAGUCUACGUCCUUGGGUAGAGGAAAUCCGCACAGAAAUAACGAUGCAUCAGCUGCCUUCCUCUGCCGAUAUCUUUACUAUGCUCAGGCAACAAGCGACACCGCUAUCGGUGAGAGGAUGUGUCGUACUGGCUCUUGUCGGUUACGACAUUACCUUUGGGGAUUAUAUGGAAGCGCGCCCCUUUUUCGAACAAUCUCGAGCGGGCUUAUUGACGAAGCAGUUGCUUGCCGCUCAAAAAGCUUACGCCGAUGGUCGCACCGAAUGGCGGCAGGAAGAUUUCAUGGGGGCUGCGUUCCCUUUUGUAGACGCGUUCCCUUGGUUGGAUACCUCGAACGCGAGGAACGCUGGUGUCCGGCAAUUGACUCACUAUCUCAACCUUGUCCAGCCGUUGGUCGUGGUCACUUUUUCCCGGGAGGUGACUUCCCUCGCUUUUGCUGACUUUCUGCACAGCCAUGGUCUAACGCACCAGCCCGGACCUAGGUUCCUGAAACACGUUGGCGUGCCCCGUUUGGUCUAUCUUUUGGACGAAGAGUGGCUGGAGUCCUCUGGGGAUGAGGAAGAACGACAACAGCGAGUGGCCAUUAUUGUGCCCCAUUUUGAUCCCGGGUACGAACGUUACGGCCCGCGUUCACAAGAACUCAUCCACCUGAUGGAACUCACAUGGUCCGUGACUUUCAUCAUCGCUGAGAUGGUCCUCAAUUGUAUCCUGGAAGUAGGAGGCUCACGAAGGCAGAUGAUCGAACGCAUCUGGCCUUCCAUCAUGGAUGGAUCGUUGCUGGACCCUCGUCUCCAAAGACUGUACCGUGACAUUGAACAACUCAAAGCCAACAUCAUUAGUGAACGUGUCCAAAAUCUGCGACGGCAACCACGUAAUGUUGCUGAGACUCGGAGCGAGCUUUGGAGAGACAUUGUUCGUCAGAAUAUGUCGCAGCAUGGUGUUGCAGAAGGUGCUCCUGGCAGUUUGGAACGUCGUCAGCAAGUGGAGAGACUUUGGCGCAUGAACAUGCCCUCGUUGCAUAUACACUUGGACCGAAGCGAUAAGCAGUCAUGGGUUGAUUGGGCAAUAACACGAAAUGAAGGCACCAGCUACUUUGCUAGUGCCAUGCGGUAUGUUGGUGCGUCGCGAACACACCCCUGCUACAAUGCACUUCGCCAAUUUGCCCCCGAAGGUGCCGCCGACGAUGGAUCAUGGCUGUACGAUGAGGAAUUGAUGACUCAGGCAGCUUCACAGUGGGGUGCAUGGAUGAAACAGUUCCUUCCCGCUGAUCACUUUAGCUCCCAAAACCAAAGGCACCGUGUCACCCAUUGGUUAAGCCAGCAGUCCGAAGAGUACGAAUAUACAGCAACCAUGGAGGGUCGUCUCAUCUAUGUUCCUGCGACCUGGGCUGCCCGACUACGUUGGCUCGACGGCUCGAUUGAACGCACCUUGCAGCUCAAGUUUCCAAAUUCCCUGUUUGACAGCGAUCGCAAGGAAGAUCGAAUGUGCAGACUGCGGUUCCUGCCUGAAGGCAUUGGUCUCGAGAGUGAAGAUGGAGAGCAACUGGGGGUACGAGCGUUGCGCAACCUGACAUACCUGAGGGCGCAAGAAGACGGAGCGCACCUUGUUCGCCUUUGGCAGCAAGAACGUCUUCGUCUCGGCGAUACCACCGCCGGAACCGAAAUCAUCCCAGGUCAUGCCGACGUCCCAGCGAACCAGCGUCGCAAACCGCUGCAGGUCAGUUCGGGUGAACGAUCGAAGGAGCCGUUCAGGCAAUUCAUCUAUGAUACCGAUGCCCUGGGUCUCCUUCGCCGGUUUCUAGACCAACGGUUCCUGCAGGGUGGGUACGUUAACCUUGCUCCACCCAAUCUGCAGCCUCAUAUAAGUACCGAGUCGAUCGCCUUUCAGGCCGUUUUUGACCGCUUCUUACGACGUCAUACAGAUCACCCACAUUAUCAUACAUGGCACGCCUGGAAUAGCGAUAUCUCAAAAUGGGGCCGCCAUUAUUUCGUUAAUAUUGAAUUGCUACGUCCAGGAUCCACUAAACACGAUCAUUGGGAAAAUCUGCCAGCAGGGUCUCGUCGCCGUUGCUCCCAUAUCCGUAUCGCACCGAGACCUUGAUCUGCU